Messenger RNA from Mercenaria mercenaria, 2935 nucleotides. RefSeq names its product toll-like receptor 4. Gene Ontology annotation, biological process: immune response; toll-like receptor signaling pathway; inflammatory response. The record is from RefSeq and is a predicted model, not a curated record. Gene Ontology annotation, cellular component: membrane. Gene Ontology annotation, molecular function: transmembrane signaling receptor activity; protein binding. Lineage: Eukaryota; Metazoa; Mollusca; Bivalvia; Venerida; Veneridae. The transcript has a single exon. The coding region runs from base 128 to 2725 and encodes 865 amino acids.
UUCAGUGUGAAAAAAUAGUUUUGAUAGCAAAUGUGCUUAUUCAAAAGUAAAUUGUGAACUAUUUUCAUGUGAUGCAAAAACAUGUUGCUGUAAAGUUGUUUGCGUAUAAUGCUUCAAGGCAGAAACAAUGGGUUAUUUUUGGAUAUUUUUCAUUAUCAUACAUGUAAGUGCCAAAGGCCGUUACUCAUGUGGACCGGAUGGAAAAUGUUUCUGUUAUUCUAACGGGGAAAUGGACUGUUCAAGGACAAUGCUUCCAUUAAGUUAUAUUUGUGAACAUAUUGGUAAUAUUACAAAACAGAACAUUUCCACCUUACAUGUAGAGAACAAUGACAUAAGAGUAAUUGGGGCAAAAGAUCUAGAAAGAUGUGAAAGACUCUCCAGUUUGUUCCUAUCCGGAAACAAUAUAAGUAAAACAAGUAACUAUUCUUUCAGCUAUUUCGAAAUUCUUGAAGUCCUUGACAUUAGUCACAAUAAUUUGCGUGUGUACGUUGAAGACGGCGAACAGAUUCCUGUUUUUCCAACUUCCUUGACAACACUGAAGCUUAACGGAAACUUUGAGCCCAACAUGACCGAAAAUGAAGCAUAUCCGAACCUGCAAUACUUGAAUCAACUAACAGAGUUGUACAUCGAUGGUUUGAAAAACACAUUUUUUCCGAAAAGUUAUCGUAGCAUCAAAACUUUGAAACAGUUGGAAUUGUCUGGACUAAAUGGAUACUGCAACUUGCCUCUUGUCACCAACAGAACCUUUGAAAAUUUGAUAUAUUUGCGAGAGUUAAAUCUGUCUUCAUGUAAUAUUACACGUAUACACGCCGGGGCAUUUCAGAAACUUUCAAUGUUACAAAUCUUAGACUUGUCUAAGAACAUGCAGCUGGGAUUUCGGUGUAUGAGAAAUGUAUCUUUCAGCCUUCAGUUUACAGAUAUACAAAAUCUUAAUUAUUCGCAAGUGUACACGACGUUUGGGAUUGGUACACAAGUUCAGAAAAGAGAUUUCUGCUUUCUUUGGAAUACAACCUUGCGGGAGCUAUCUGUCAACAGUAAUCGUCUGAGACUGUUUGAAACAAACGCACUUUUGCUCCUUCCAAAAACACUUAACAUAGUCCACAUGGAGGAUAACAAAUUUACAUUUACCCCCUAUCUUUUGCAGCUAGGUUGCAUGUCAAACUUAACCAAGUUGUACACCAAUAGACAGAAUUCAGCUCACAAACCGAGUUUAUAUUUUCAGCAGCCAGAAAAUAUAGUACCUAAGUUUGACCCUGAUGUAGAAGACUGCCCUUUUAUGAAGGAGGACUUCUUACGUAACAUCAGUGAAUCUAUAGCUGGGUGUACUUAUUUCGAGCCAAACAAACCAAUAGACUUCAAAAAGAAUUUUCCUAAAGUUCCCAAACAAUUAAAAGAGGUUCAUAUGUCCGACAGCACUCUUCAUUAUAAUGUUACUACCAUUUUCAUCGAUCCACCAAACAAUAACCUUGAAUACAUUGAUCUUUCAGGGAACAUCUUGUAUUCGUGGACUAAACCUGUAGGACCGUUUCCAAAAUUGAAAUAUUUGGAUUUGUCCCGCAACUACGGAAUACAGGUGACACCCACAGCAACCAAGAAUCUUGGGUCAGUUGAAAAUUUUCAACUGUUUCAAAAUUUCCUUGGAUUGAUAUUAUCAGACGUCGAGGAAGGCUCUCAUAUAUUUGACAGCAUGAUUAACCUUAAAGUACUGAAUCUUUCAUCUAAUAUCAUAAAUGACCUAGCACCAAAUGUCUUUUCUAAUCUCUCUAAGCUUGAGAUGUUAGAUCUUAGUGUAAAUAAUAUCGACACAUGGACUGCCGAUGUCAAUAACUUGCACAAUCUGAACUACUUAAAUUUGAGAUUCAAUGCCAUUCACAACCUUCCCGACUAUCUUAGAACGAAGUUGGAAGAUAAUAUGAAACGGCACAGGAGAAGAUUUAAAAUUGACCUGAGAAACAACACGAUAACUUGCAAGUGUGAAGACAAAGAUUUCUUGCAGUGGAUGGUUAGAUACAAAAGUAACAUGGUAAGCUUUCGAGACUACAUUUUUGAAGACAGCACGGGGAAAAGAAUAUCAGCAGACGUUUUCAUAGCAAAGGUCAAAAGACUUGAUAAAGAAUGCCGAUCAUAUACUCUGGUGAUAGUUCUCAGUUCUGUUGCCCUGGCAACUUUUCUUGCGAUUUUGAUUGGUGGGAUUGUCUACCGAAACCGUUGGAAACUUCGGUAUCUAAUACGACUGUCUAAACUACGACAUUUUGGAUACAGAAACAUUACAGAUGAAGCUGAAAAUACUGAUUACUUAUAUGAUGCAUUUAUAUCAUAUGCCGACGAGAAUUCCCAGUUUGUAUCAGAUAAUCUUGUUCCAUAUCUUGAAAACCAUGGUGCAAAGCUAUGUGUACAUGGUAGAGAUUUCAUGCCUGGAAGGAACGUUAUUGACAAUAUUCUACAUGCUAUAAGGAACAGUAAGAAAACAGUUGCAAUCAUUUCAGAUGACUUCGUGAAAAGUAACUGGUGCAUGUACGAAUUCAACAUGGCGAGAAUGGACAAUAUUUACUCACGUGACGGAUCAAAUUGUCUGGUGGUGGUGAUGUAUGAAAACAUUCCAGCCAGGCAUAUGUCAAAUGAAAUGUUAGCAUGGAUUCAGUUAAACACUUAUCUGGAAUACACAACGAAUAAUGAAGGGGAGCAGCUUUUCUGGCAAAGUCUUUGUGAGGCAAUUGUUAAUUGAAUGAACAAUAAAACGCUUGUGAUGAUCAAAGAGAACGUGUAAAUAUUGAUAAUAGCAUAAAAUAUAUAGCAUAACAUUUAUUAUUAUAUAAAUGAAAUACUGAUUAGAACAGGUAUAUUGACGACCAGUUGAAUAGAGGAUAUUACAUGAGUGUCUUUUCAUAUUGAAUUUAUAAACGCGUCGGAUUAAACAAUAAAAUGUUAGACUCUG